GCUUGCAGCCAUCAUACAAUUAUUUAUUUGUUUAAUAAAUGUAAGUCAAUAUUUGUUGUUGCCAUACAUAUAAUCCAAUUAUAUAUCUGUAGAAGGAACAUAGUAAAGAAAGUGCAACUAGCAAUUUCAAAUUGCAUAAUAAACGUAAGGCGAUUUAACCAGCAACUCGAGGUUGUAUACUUAUGCUUAAAUACUGUACACUUGUUACUGGAUACUGAAGAACUGCGCACCAUAACAUUUAUGGAUCAAUCAAUCGUAUCAUAUCAGUAUGGAUCAACUUAUUUCAAAUGAGUUCUAAUUCGUGACGUUAGGGUACUAAAUUGUUCGAUAUCCAGGACAAUAUAAUGACCAGUAAAUGCCAUGAAAUUACCCCUGGUGGGAUCACUCCAGUUCAGCAGAUGGUGUCAUCUUGCUCAGGAGCAAUCCUCACCUCACUCCUCGUUACACCUUUGGAUGUUGUGAAGAUCAGACUUCAAGCACAACACAAUCCAUUUCUCAAAGGCAGAUGUUUUGUCUACUGCAAUGGCCUCAUGGACCACUUAUGUCUGUGUGAAAACGGCAACUCGAAAGUCUGGUACAAGGCUCCUGGUCAUUUCAGCGGUACACUGGAUGCCUUUAUUAAAAUUAUACGACAUGAAGGAAUCAAGUCCCUCUGGAGCGGUCUCCCUCCAACCCUCGUGAUGGCCGUCCCGGCGACUGUGAUCUACUUCACAUGUUAUGACCAGCUGUGUGUGGCCCUGAAGGCCAGGAUGGAGGGCCAAACGGAAAUGGCUCCUCUCUUUGCUGGAGCUAUCGCUAGAGUAGGCUCGGUGACGGUGAUCAGCCCCCUGGAGCUGAUCCGCACCAAGCUCCAGUCUCAGAAGCAGUCCUACAGGGAGCUGGGCACCUGCAUCCGCACGGCGGUGGAGAGCGCCGGGUGGCUGUCUCUGUGGAGGGGCUGGGGCCCCACGCUGCUCAGGGACGUGCCCUUCUCCGCCAUGUACUGGUACAACUACGAGAAGGGGAAAGCCUGGCUGUGCGAGCGGAACAACACCACAGAAGCCACGUUUGCCAUCACCUUCCUCUCCGGGGCUGCAUCUGGUGCUAUUGCCUCUAUAGCUACUUUACCAUUUGACGUGGUCAAGACUCGACGGCAGGUCGAGCUUGGAGAGUUACAAGCACUGAAUUUGUCAUUGUGCAAGAGCUCCAGCUCCACAUGGAGCGUGAUGAGCAGGAUCGUGGCCGAGAGCGGCCCUCGCGGACUGUUCGCAGGCUUCCUGCCCAGGCUAAUCAAGGUGGCCCCGGCCUGUGCCAUUAUGAUCAGCACCUAUGAGUUUGGGAAGGCCUUCUUCCACAAGCAGAACCAGGAGACCAGACUGGUUCGGCUUCAGCCUGGCAACAGCUGAUUCGCCCCCGCUCCUCAGUGCAUUUGAUUGACUGAUGCAAAGCCCAUGUGAGCCCAUGUUGCCUGAGCUGGUCCUUUGCAAGCGAGUGCCAAAAGAAAACUAUUGCAUAUAUUUAGAUUGGUUUUGUUAAUGAAUGACAGGCAUAUUUAUCAUGAUUUGAUGAUCAAUGCAUACCAGUUAAGAGUCCUUCUGAGUCGGGUAUGAUGCAAGCUGUGAUUUAUGUAGACUAGUUGAUGCAGACUAAAGAACCUCCCAUUUCCCUGGAGAACAGGGAAAUAGGGCAAUGGCAACAAGCAGUGAGAGCAACCAUAAAUGGUUGCUCUCACUGCUUGUUGUCAAUGCCCCAUUUCCUUUGAUAUAUGGGAGAGUGGAAGGGGCAGACGUUAUGAAGAUACCACUGGACCACACGGUCCAUUAUGAGCACACGUCUUUGAGUCAUUCUAUUUUCCAAAUCUGAUUAGGUUUAAAUUAAAUAAAUGUGUUUUUCUUUACUCAA
Gadus macrocephalus (Pacific cod) is the source of this 1881-nucleotide messenger RNA. RefSeq names its product solute carrier family 25 member 40 (gene slc25a40). The transcript has 9 exons. The coding region runs from base 345 to 1385 and encodes 346 amino acids. The record is from RefSeq and is a predicted model, not a curated record. Lineage: Eukaryota; Metazoa; Chordata; Actinopteri; Gadiformes; Gadidae. Gene Ontology annotation, biological process: mitochondrial transmembrane transport.